Rhinolophus ferrumequinum (greater horseshoe bat) is the source of this 553-nucleotide messenger RNA. It is a transcript of the gene NDUFB3, whose product is annotated as NADH:ubiquinone oxidoreductase subunit B3. Gene Ontology annotation, cellular component: mitochondrion. Bases 141 to 431 code for a protein of 96 amino acids. The transcript has 3 exons. Gene Ontology annotation, biological process: electron transport chain; mitochondrial respiratory chain complex I assembly. NCBI's taxonomy places the organism in Eukaryota, Metazoa, Chordata, Mammalia, Chiroptera, Rhinolophidae. The record is from RefSeq and is a predicted model, not a curated record.
CCGUGACCCAGAAUCGGAACGUUAAAUGGCUUCUCCGCUUUCCCGCCGUGAGGUACUCGAGGUGACAACUUCCGUUUCCGUUUGGCUCCGGCUGCAGGAUUCAAUAUUGAAUGUCCUGAGAGGUCAGAUUGCUGUCAGACAUGGCCCAUGAACAUGGACAUGGUCACAGUAAAAUGGAACUUCCAGAUUAUAAACAAUGGAAGAUAGAAGGGACACCAUUAGAAAUUGUCCAAGAGAAGUUGGCUGCACGAGGGCUAAGGGAUCCAUGGGGCCGCAAUGAAGCUUGGAGAUACAUGGGUGGCUUUGCAAACAAUGUUUCCUUUGUUGGUGCAAUACUAAAAGGAUUCAAAUGGGGAUUUGCUGCAUUUGUGAUAGCUGUAGGGGCUGAAUAUUACCUGGAGUCCAAGAAUGAAGACAAGAAGCAUCACUGAAUAUAAUACCUGGAAGUAUCUUAGUGGCUUCUUCAUUCUCUUAUAAAGAUAAGAUUUCUUCACUGUACCUGCUGGUCUGUGUGUUUGUCCCUUAAAGAAUACUCGUAAGGUUUAAUAAAGAA